AUGAGAAGUCAUACAAAAAAGUUAACGAUUAUAUAAGAAAAUCAUUUCUAAAAUCAAAUCUUAGAAAUAACAAAGAUUAUACGUAUUUACAAUAUUAAAUCAAUAGGUUAGGGAAAAUAUAAAGCUGGAUUUGGAUUAAUUAACAAAGAAUUUGAAAGAUCAUUGAUUAUGCAAACAGGAUGGCGCAUUAGAAUUUAAUUACUAAGAAGAGGAAUAGUAUGUCUAAUAAAGAUUCUAAAGUCAUAUUCUCGAGAAGGGAACAAAUAAGAAAGUUAAUUACACUUAUUGAGAAAGUUACAACAAUUCUUAAUGUUUUAUGUUGAAAUGUUAGAAAACUAAGCUAUGGAAUAUAGUAAAAAUUGAUAAGAAAUUUAUUAGAAAAGUUUUAUUUGAAGGAUAUUCUUUAUAGAUUUUCUUAAAUAUAAUUGCUGAUAUUUUCAUUAUCAAAAUAACAUGAAGAUAUUCGAUGCGUACUUUAUUGGAAGCCAAUUUGUUAUUAUAAGGAUUCUCGAUUCAAUAAAAUUAAAUUUUAAUAUAACUUAUUAGUUGGACAUCUGCAUUUUUAAUUUAAGUUAUAUAAGCCUGCAAUUUCUUAUUAUUAUGAUGCCAUAACUGAAUGCCAAUAUAUUCUGAUAGAUAUAAUUAAUCAAGAUUAUCAUCUUAAAAAAUUAGAGAACUAAUUUUAUAAUGUUAUAUCUUGGAUUAUUGUUACACUUUUUAUAGUUGGAUUUAUAUAUGAAUUACAAUCAGAUUAUAAUAAAUUAUUGGAAACUUAUAAAAUAGCAUAAUGGUUAUCCUAAAUAACAAAUAAUUUUGGAUUGUCUGCUUUUAUUGAAGAAUAAUAUCAGGAAUACUCGAACAAAGUAAUAAAUUUAAAUAUAUUUUUAUAGUAUAGACAAUUUAUGAAAGAAAUAUAGGAAGUGAAUUAAAUUUUGGCUCCACUUUUUCCUCAAUCUAAUAAACAUGAUAUUUAAGAUACAAGUAAUGAUUAUUGGACAAAAUUAAAUGAAGGAUUUUAUAGAAAAUAUAAUAAAGACAUUAAUUUACAUUUAUAUUCAAUUUUACAAUAACCAGAUGAAUCUAUUUAUAAUAAAAAAUUAGUUCGAUUAACUGAAUAAGAAACUACAAUUUAAUCUAAUAUUCAUACACCUCGUUAAUAUGAAAAAUGUAGAACAUUUAAUUCAUUGGAUGAUGUAAAAAUUAGUAAAUAGACUACAAAUAAUCCUUCUCCUUAACAUUCUCAUAGAACCCCUAUAAUAGCACAUUAGAAAAGUAAAUCUCUUAGAUUCACUUCUGAUAUUGAUUAAAUUUUAAAAAGAUUACCAUAAAGAGAGAUUGAAACAUUCUAAUCAUUAAAAGCAAAAAGAGAAUUAGAUUUAUAUUAUUAAUAGAAAGUUCUCUCUUCAUUUGAAGGUGCAAACUAAAUUAAAUCAUUAAAAUCAGUUAAGCAAUAAAUAUCUUUAUAAGAAGAAUUAGAUAAAGUCUAUUAAUCAGAUUUAAUUGUUGGCAAAAAACUAUUAAAAUUUUAAAAGUAUAAUCAUUAAAGAGUGGCGACAUAGUCUAAUAUAAUGAAAAUUAUAUCUGAUAUUUCAAAAGAAUAAGAACAUUUAGAAGGUAUUAAUACUGCUAGAUUAACAUUAUAAGGAACACAAGAUAUUGAAAAUAAAAUAAGAUUUGAAAUUUAAUAAAUCAUAAAAUAAAAGUCAAUUUUUAAUGAAGGGGAAUUAAUGGUAAUUUAAUUUCAUUUUUAUUUAGAAUCUUAAAUAAUUAGUUUCAGAUUAUGAAACUAAUUUAUCUAAAGCACCAAAAAUACAUGAAUAACCAAUUGAACAAUCACAAAUAUCUAAAAGUUUAAGAGAAAAAAAUAAUUUAAUUAUAAAAUCGAUUGAUUAAACUAUCAAAAGAAUGCCAAUUGAAUAGUUGAAAACAAGAAAGUCUUUUUUAUCUCGUGUAUAAGAAAGUUUGCUAAAAAAAUGA
Molecule: messenger RNA, 1977 nt
Organism: Paramecium sonneborni
Lineage: Eukaryota; Ciliophora; Oligohymenophorea; Peniculida; Parameciidae
Source: the annotation of a GenBank genome assembly